AUGGUGGCGGUGGCGGUGAUGGUGGCGGUGACGGUGACGGUGACGGUGACGCUGGCCGUCCACCCCCCAGCCCGCAAGCAGGAGAUCAUCAAGAUCACGGAGCAGCUCAUCGAGGCCGUCAACAACGGGGACUUCGAGGCCUACGCGAAGAUCUGCGACCCGGGGCUCACCUCCUUCGAGCCCGAGGCCCUGGGCAACCUGGUGGAGGGCAUGGACUUCCACCGCUUCUACUUUGAGAACUUGCUCUCCAAGAACAACAAGCCGAUCCACACGACCAUCCUGAACCCCCACGUGCACGUCAUCGGGGAGGACGCCGCCUGCAUCGCCUACAUCCGCCUCACCCAGUACAUCGACGCCCAGGGCCGGCCCCGCACCAGCCAGUCGGAGGAGACCCGCGUCUGGCACCGCCGCGAUGGCAAGUGGCAGAACGUCCACUUCCACGGCUCGGGGGCCCCCGUCGCCCCGCUCCAGUGAAGAGCUCGCGGUGGCUGUCCUGGUUCCAGCCUGACGGAGACGGCGAUGGGAGCCGAGCCGGCAGCCGGAGCUGCGGCCCCGAAGCACGCGUCCGCAUGCCUGUCCCCCCUCCGCCCCGGCCCCUGCUCCUCCCCCCCUCCAG
Messenger RNA from Gymnogyps californianus (California condor), 616 nucleotides. Its product is annotated as calcium/calmodulin-dependent protein kinase type II subunit beta-like. Gene Ontology annotation, molecular function: calcium/calmodulin-dependent protein kinase activity; calmodulin binding. The transcript is spliced from 4 exons. The record is from RefSeq and is a predicted model, not a curated record. Bases 1 to 474 code for a protein of 157 amino acids. NCBI's taxonomy places the organism in Eukaryota, Metazoa, Chordata, Aves, Accipitriformes, Cathartidae. Gene Ontology annotation, biological process: protein phosphorylation.